Fraxinus pennsylvanica is the source of this 2046-nucleotide messenger RNA. The record is from the annotation of a GenBank genome assembly. NCBI's taxonomy places the organism in Eukaryota, Viridiplantae, Streptophyta, Magnoliopsida, Lamiales, Oleaceae.
AUGGAUGACGGAGAAGGGGGUUUAAGCUUUGAUUUCGAGGGGGGUCUAGAUAUGGGCCCGACACAGCAUCAUACAUCAUCGGUACCCGUCACCCAUUCAUCGGCGGGCCCGAUUACCGCCUCUGCAGCCGCCACCAAUGUCAAUAAUUCCCCAGCCGCCCAAGUUCAGGUGGUUCAGGCGGUAGAUGGUAUGAGCGGAGCCGGUGGCGGGGGUAGGCGGAGCUUCCGGCAGACGGUGUGCAGGCAUUGGUUGCGAUCCCUUUGCAUGAAGGGUGACGCCUGUGGAUUUCUCCACCAGUAUGACAAGUCGCGGAUGCCCAUCUGUCGGUUUUUCCGGCUCUAUGGGGAGUGCCGUGAGCAGGACUGUGUGUAUAAACACACUAAUGAGGAUAUCAAGGAAUGCAAUAUGUAUAAAUUAGGAUUUUGUCCAAAUGGUCCUGAUUGUCGGUACAGGCAUGCAAAGUUGCCUGGUCCUCCACCUCCUGUGGAAGAAGUUCUUCAGAAGAUUCAACAGUUGACAUCCUACAACUAUGGAAACUCAAACAGGUUUCUUCAAAAUCGUAAUGCUAAUUACUCCCAGCAGACAGAAAAACCACAGUUCCAACAAGGACCCAAUGGAGUGAAACAGGUAGUAAAUACAACCACGACAGAGUCCGCUAAUGUGCAUCAGCAACAAAAUCAACAGUCUCAUCAGCAGGUCAGCCAGACUCAAAUGCCGAAUCCUGCUAAUGGCCAGCAAAAUCAAGCUAGUAGGACUGCGACAUCCUUGCCCCAGGGAACAUCUAGGUAUUUUAUUGUCAAAAGUUGCAACCGUGAGAAUCUGGAAUUGUCUGUACAACAAGGAGUAUGGGCAACCCAGCGAAGCAAUGAGCCUAAACUAAAUGAAGCUUUUGAUUCUGUUGAAAAUGUCAUUUUGAUCUUUUCAGUCAACAAGACAAGGCAUUUUCAGGGUUGCGCAAAGAUGACAUCUAGAAUUGGUGGCUCUGUCAGUGGAGGAAAUUGGAAGCAUGCACAUGGAACUGCUAACUAUGGGCGGAAUUUUUCUGUCAAGUGGUUAAAGCUCUGUGAAUUGUCCUUCCAUAAAACACGGCAUUUGAGAAACCCAUUCAAUGAGAACUUACCAGUGAAAAUAAGCAGAGACUGUCAAGAGUUAGAGCCCUCUAUUGGUGAGCAGUUGGCAUCCUUACUCUACCUUGAGCCGGACAGUGAACUUAUGGCAAUCUCUGUGGCAGCAGAAUCAAAACGAGAAGAGGAGAAGGCUAAGGGAGUCAAUCCUGAAAACGGGAGUGAAAACCCAGAUAUUGUACCCUUUGAAGAUAAUGAAGAGGAGGAAGAGGAGGAAAGUGAAGAAGAGGAUGAAAGCUAUGGACAGGGUUUUGGACCAGGAGCUCAAGGAAGGGGAAGGGGCAGAGGAAUGAUAUGGCCUCCUCACGUGCCUCUAGCGCAUGGAGCCCGACCCUUCCCUGGGAUGCAGGGCUUCCCACCUAACAUGAUGGGUGGUGAUGGUUUUCCUAUGCCUGAUGUUUUUGGUAUGGCUCCCCGGGGCUUUGGACCAUAUGGUCCUAGAUUCUCGGGUGAGCUCAUGGGUCCCAGCUCGGGAAUGAUGUUUCCUGGACGGCCUUCUGGAGGAUUUGGGAUGAUGAUGGGUCCAGGAAGACCCCCUUUCAUGGGUGCUGGUGCUGCAACCCCAGCACGAGCUGGGCGACCAGGUGGUAUGCCAUUUUUUCCACCUCCAUCACAACCUUCACAAAAUUUUAAUCGACCCAAGAGAGAUCAGAAAGCAUUAUCUGGCUAUCGGAACGAUAGAUUCAGUUCUGGUUCAGAUCAAGGUAUGGCUGGAUCUAUUGGUGGACCCAAUGAUGAGGCAUUGAAUCAGCAAAGAGGGAAAGCUCAAUCGGAGGAUCAAUAUGGCGCUGGAAAUAACUUCAGAAACGACGAAAGUGAAAGCGAGGAUGAAGCUCCAAGAAGGUCGAGACACGGGGAAGGAAAAAAGAAGAGGCACAGUACGGAGGUAGAUGCUACCACUCUCUCCAAUCAACCGCAUUGA